Messenger RNA from Terrapene triunguis (Three-toed box turtle), 2441 nucleotides. It is a transcript of the gene FAM120C, whose product is annotated as family with sequence similarity 120C. The record is from RefSeq and is a predicted model, not a curated record. Bases 99 to 2441 code for a protein of 780 amino acids. Gene Ontology annotation, cellular component: nucleus. Lineage: Eukaryota; Metazoa; Chordata; Testudines; Emydidae. The transcript is spliced from 14 exons.
CCCAGCUCAUCGCUGGCCACGUGGGCAACAAGGGCACGCCGCCCCCCCGCGCCUGGUUCCUGCCCCCCGCCUGCCUGGGGCACUGCGUCCGCCUGGCCAUGAUCCGCUUCCGGGUCAAGGUCUUCCAGAGCCUGGAGGACCAUCACCUGGAGGUGGUGUCCUUCUUCCGGGAGCGCGGCUUCCACGGGCUGCUGGCCCACGACUCGGAGUUCGCCCUGGCCAGCCUGCCUUGCUACUUCAGCGCCCACGCCCUGAAGCUGAGCUGGAACGGCAAGAGCCUCACCACCAAUCAGUUCCUCAUGCACCAGGUGGCCAAGCAGCUGGGCCUGAAGGUCUCCAGCUUCCCCGUCUUCGCCGCCCUGCUGGGUAACCACAUCCUCCCGGACGAGGACCUGGCUGCUUUCCACUGGAGCCUGCUGGGGCCAGACCACCCGCUGGCAUCGCUCAAGGUCCGAGCCCACCAGCUGGUGCUGCCCCCCUGCGAUGUGGUGAUCAAGGCCGUCUCGGAGUACGUCAGCGCCAUCAAAGACCCCUGCGACCUGGAUGCCGUGGGGAGAGACGUCUUCAAACACUCUCAGUCCAGGACGGAGGAUAAGAUUGAGCGUUUCAAGAAAGCCGUGAACUAUUAUUCGGUGACUGCCAAGAUGCCCCCAGCUCCUGUGGGCCUGUCCUCGUUUGUACUGCCAGGCUAUGGAUCCAACCACUUCGGAGGAGCAGCCCCUGCGCAGCGCAGCCCGGUGGGAUCCCUCCCCAUGGGGAAGCCUAUGUUCCCACCCCACCUGGGGCCAAAGAUGCAGUACCAGCCGCCAGCCCCGCCCUCUUCCUCGGCCGCCUCCUUCCCUCCGGGCCCCAGUGCCAGCCUCCUCUUCUCCCCCCACCCGCUCGGAGACGUGCCCCCCUUUCACGAGGACCCCGUCCUGAAGGGCGGCGACUUCAACAGCUGGUCCGGCACCUACAACGCCCAAUUCCCCCACCACCACCGGGGCCCCAAGCCCUCCCCUUCCUCUGGGCCGGCCUCCUCCCCCUCCUCCUCCUCCGACGGCGAAGAGCACAACGGGGGCAGUGCCAACCACGUCUCUGAAGUGCUGCAGCCAAAGUCUGGCUGGGAGGGGCCCAGUGCCGAGAAGCUGAGACAGGGCUGGGGACAGGCCGGGGGCUCCGGCGACACCGACGGGCCCCUGGCUGGGCCCGAGCCCUCCAUCCCCUCGCUGCUUUCCAUGGCCACCCGCAACCACAUGGACAUAACCACCCCCCCGCUGCCCCCCGUCGCCCCCGAGGUCCUGCGGGUGGCUGAGCACCGGCACCGACGCGGCCUCAUGUACCCCUCCAUCUACCAUGUUCUUACCAAGGGCGAGAUCAAGCUCCCCGUGUGCAUCGAGGACGAGUGUAACACUGAGUUGCCUCCAGCCGCUGUCCUCUUCCGCGGCGCCCGCCAGCAUGUCUACGGGGUGCUGUUCGGCGUGGCCGAGAACCAGCGCCGGGUGGAGCGCCUGGCCAUCCGCCGCCGCAUCCCCACGGAAGUGCCCCCUGUGAUCAUCAAGGAGUGGGCGGCGUACAAGGGGAAGUCCCCGCAGACGCCGGAGCUGGUCUCGGCCCUGGCCUUCCGCGAGUGGACCUGCCCCAACCUGCGGAAGCUGUGGCUGGGGAAGGCGGUGGAGGACAAGAACCGGCGCAUGAGGGCCUUCCUGGCCUGCCUGCGGGCCGACACGCCCGGCAUGCUGAACCCGGCCAACGUGCCCACGCACCUGCUGCUGAUGUGCUGUGUGCUGCGUUACAUGAUGCAUUGGCCCGGAGGGAGGACCCUUCAUAGGCAUGAGCUGGACGUGUUCCUGGCUCAGGCGGUUUCCUCUCAGCUCUACGAGCCGGAUCAGCUGCAGGAGCUGAAGAUCGAGAAGCUGGAUGCCCGGGGCGUACAGCUGGCAGCCCUCUUCAUGAGUGGAGUAGAUACGGCUCUGUUUGCCAACGAUGCCUGCGGGCAGCCGGUGCCCUGGGAACACUGCUGCCCCUGGAUCUACUUCGAUGGCAAACUCUUCCAGAGCAAGCUCAUCAAAGCCACCCGCGACAGGGCCCCCCUCAUUGACCUGUGUGACGGGCAGAUGGAGCAGGCGGCCAAAGUGGAGAGGAUGAGACAGAGCAUCCUGGAGGGCGUGAACUUCAACCGCCAGGCCCCGCCCCCUCUGCUCCCGCCUCCUCCCUUUGUGCCUGCCAUGGCCGCGCCCUUCUAUUCGAUGCCCCUCUACCCCCGCACCACGGGCUCUGUCCUGCCACCAACUCCUGGGAGGAGCAGAGGGUUCACAGGUCUCCACCCCAUCCCGCCUCAGGGGGGCAAGCUGGAGAUCGCCGGCAUGGUUGUCGGCCAGUGGGCGGGCAGUAAGCCCUCGCGGGGGCGGGGCUCCUUUGGGAUGCAGGUGGUGUCUGUCGGGGGGCCAGGGAAGGGGUAA